Saccostrea echinata is the source of this 4011-nucleotide messenger RNA. RefSeq names its product semaphorin-5A-like. NCBI's taxonomy places the organism in Eukaryota, Metazoa, Mollusca, Bivalvia, Ostreida, Ostreidae. Gene Ontology annotation, biological process: axon guidance; positive regulation of cell migration; neural crest cell migration. The transcript is spliced from 23 exons. Bases 732 to 4010 code for a protein of 1092 amino acids. The record is from RefSeq and is a predicted model, not a curated record. Gene Ontology annotation, molecular function: semaphorin receptor binding; chemorepellent activity.
AUUUUGUAGAAGGAAUGGCAGGAAACACUAUGGCACUGUUAAAGGGCCGUCUAUCCCGAGCCUGUUAUCAGAGAGAGAGGGCGGCAUAUUGCCACACUUCACUGACUAAACUCUACCUGUGCGUGCAUAUUUUAAACAGUCUGAAGAAAAAGGCCUGCCUACUAGAUUUUUUUUCUUGAAUGGAAUAAGGAAAACUAACAGGCUUCUCAAAUCCAAAAGUAAUUGAUUAGUGGUGUUGGGAUUUUUGAAAAAUUCUAGAAAUUGAGAAUUUUUAUAGUGUGAACAAAUUAUAUUUUUAUAAGUUGCAUAGUUUGGAGAUUUUUAAAGUAUUUCAACUUUGAGGGAUUUGAUCAUAUGUGAUGUGAAAUUUGCAGCAGUUUCAUGGAAAAGAAAUUUUUCAAUGUAUGAAAAAUACAUUGAGUGAUAUUUUGAGACAUUUAUUUUAUUGUCCAGUGCAUUUGACAUUUUUAGACCCCAAACCUUAGAGCUAGUGGUCUGUGUUUACCUUUGAUUCUGCAGUUGUAAUUCAGACUUGGAAUGUUUACUGAUUAAAAAUACGAGCAGAUUUGUUAACAACUUGACAGGAAUUGAAACCUUCCAGUAACGAAAAGGAAGUGAUUGGUCUUUGUACAAAAUUGAAGGCUCCAGAGCAGUUCAGACAUCAUUAAAGGUAAUUAUUUAUAAGGCACAUAAUGUAUCUGGGAUGACAGGUGUGACUUUUGAGAUCCAGUAUGCCUGCAGCAGGGAGGAUCAUUAUCCACUGUAUUCUUCUCAGUAUUCUAUUACCAAUCCCAUCAGCUGCAGUUGAAGAACUUGGAGAAAAACCAUUCCCUAAAGAAUAUGAUUUUAGAUAUACAGAUUUUGAAGAACUGGUCACAGAUUCUACAACAUUCCAGAUCUACACUCAUCCUGACAUUGUAGGGUCAGUCCAGGCCACUAUAGACACCACCAGAGACCAGCUAUUAGUGGGAGCAAGAGAACAGCUUUGGAGAUUUUCCCUCAGUGAUCUUAGCUUAGAGGAGAGCUUGGAAUGGAAGUCAGAAGACAAAGAGAGCUGUGUGCAGAGGGGACAGCAAGAGAGUGACUGUUACAAUUUCAUCAAAAUUUUACUGGUAUACCAGGACGACAUCUUAGUGUGUGGCACCAACGCCUUCAACCCAUGGUGCACCUGGAGGGCUGCUGACAAUCUGACAGAAGUAAGGGAGACCAUCCCCCGGGCCUAUGGCUUCUGUCCCUUUAGUCCCCACCAUAACUCGACAGGAAUCAUCACCAGUCAGCGAGACUACAUCAGCGCUACAUCAGUAGAUAGUGCCCAAAGAAUACCCGUCAUUUACAGAAUCUACACACACAGCAACGAAAAACUCAGGACACAACAAAACUCCAAGUGGCUCAAUGAGCCUGAUUUUGUAUCAGCUUAUGAAAUAGGAGACUUUGUAUACUUCUUUUUCCGAGAAGUGGCCACGGAAUAUAUCAACUGUGGCAAGAGAAUCUAUGCAAGGGUAGCAAGAGUAUGUAAGUCUGACAAGGGUGGAGAGAUGUUUUUCAAGGAUAACUGGACAACUUACCUGAAGGCACGAUUAAAUUGUUCCAUUCCUGGCGAAUACCCAUUCUAUUUUGAUGAAUUACAGAGUACAUAUCUAUUAAAACACAAUAAUGAAAGCUUGCUGUAUGGAGUUUUCACAACACCCGAUAAUGCCCUUCCUGGAAGUGCUGUGUGUGUAUUCAAUAUGUCCUCCUUCACUGCAACCUUCAGUGGACCAUUCAAAUAUCAGGAGAGUGCUAAGUAUGCCUGGGAAAGACAUUCAAACAAGGAACCCUUGUUAAGGUGUCCAGAUAGCAGUACAAUGAAAAGGUCCUUUCAACUGACAGAGAUGGUAGAGGACCAGAACAAGUAUCAGAUGAUGGACAUGGCAGUACAGCCUCAUUCUCAGUCACCUGUGUUACUGGGGCCCUCUGAAAGGUGGUCCCAUGUGGUGGCAGACACUGUAGUAGGAAAGAAAGGAACCUACAAUGUGAUCUUUGUGGCCACCACUUCUGGUGUGAUCCGUAAGAUGUUAAAUCUACCGACAGAGAAGGAACCUUGUCUGAUAGAGGAAAUCAAAGUAACUCCUAACGGAGAUCAUAAACCAGUCAAACAACUCAGAAUCUCAAAAGAACAUAAUGCCCUUUAUGUGUUCACUUUAAAAAAUGUGAUGCGAAUUCCAUUAUACCGGUGUUCCAGAUUUUCCACAGAGAGCCUCUGUCUGAAUGCAAUGGAUCCCUACUGUGGAUGGGAUUCUGGGAAGGGCAAGUGUUCCCCAGCCCCCAAUGGGGACCCCACUUUGUCCUUCUGGAAACAGGAUGUGACAUCAUGUCCAGUACAUAAGCACCCAGUUGAUGGACAGUGGUCAACUUGGUCACCUUGGACCUCUUGUAGCCAGUCUGGAAAUAACCCCUCUUCUGGGAACUGUCUGUGUAGGUUAAGAAGCUGUGACAGUCCACCUGCUCUAUAUGGGGGUCAACCCUGUCAGGGGUCAGCUGUUGAAGUUGCCAAUUGUACAAUACAUGGCCAGUGGUCUGAUUGGACGUCAUGGUCCAAAUGCUCUACAACUUGUGGCAGUGGUCAGCAGACCAGGUCAAGGUCAUGUUCAAACCCACCGCCAAUGAAUGGAGGAGAUGAUUGCAAACCUCUAUCAAAGGAUGAGGAAUUCAAAGCAUCAGUUCGCCCCUUCUGUGUGGGCAAUCCAGCCUGUCCUGAACCACCUGUGGCUGGGAACUGGUCAGUAUGGACACCAUGGUCAGAUUGUACAGCUAAAUGUAACGGGGGAAUUCAGAACCGACGUAGGACCUGCACAAAUCCUCUACCACAGAGAGGUGGUCUCCCUUGUGCAGGGAACACUAACGAGUGGCGCAUGUGCAAUAGCUACAAAUGUAAAGAUCAGCAAAAGCUUACCCGGUGGACACCAUGGUCUAACAUUAACCAGACUGUCAGUGGUCAUUGGGAACAGAGGUAUCGAUUUGUCUGCACAGCGAGUGUCCCAGAUCCGAAUCUCAUCCGGUCCAGCCAUAUCAAAACUCACACUCGCUUCUGUCUGAAAUCAGACAGCUCAUGUUACAGACCAGAUAAAUUAGAAUUUAACUCUUCGGUGGACGGUGAUUGGUCAACCUGGAGCACGUGGUCAGGCUGCAGUGCCGACUGUGGGACAGGGAUGCAAUGGAGGGCAAGGUCAUGUGAUAAUCCUGAGCCAAUAGGAUUUGGACAAGAUUGCCAAGGUCUUUCCUCCGAAUUCAAAACUUGCAACGAUCAAGAGUGCAUUGCUGCAUGGGGUUCUUGGUCGGACUACUCGGUGUGUUCUGUGACGUGUGGACAAGGGUCACAGACCCGUUUCCGGUCCUGUAGUUUCCCUCAAGCUGGAUUCAACGGCAGCGUUGAUGUCACCUGUGUUGGAAUCAGUGAGGAAUCUGUGCCCUGUUUUCAACCAGUCUGUAAUGAUACUGGACUUUGGGACCAAUGGUCUUACUGGUCAGAAUGUAACUCAGACAGCAUACAGUUCCGACAUAGAACAUGUCGUGAACACUUGCCAGAUAUAUGUCGAGGUUCAAGCGUUCAAGCGCAGAAAUGUUUUUAUUUGGGUGAAGGGAGGGCGUUGAAGUACACCUCCAUGGGUUACAGACGUGAUUACACGCUGAUUCAUUUGACAGUGAUCGGGUGUGCAGCCUUUUUCAUGGGGGUAGUAAUUUGCGUUGGGAUCUACAUCUGCUUCCACAACUGGAAGAGUAUCAGAAGCUACGACAUACAGAAACCCGCCAAAGGACACGUGUACGAUAAGCCCCGAUUUGGAUCCUUUGCAUCCCAACUCAGUUUGGAUUUCUUAACAGUCAACAAUAAAAUCUAUGAUUCAUGUACCCUUUCAUCACGUGGUACAGCGGUGGUCAAAGAUAGUACAUUUAAAAAGGAUAAAUAUAGAAAUUUUUCAGAUAAUAUGUAUGCAACAAUACGGACUAAUUAUUCAUUAAGGACGGAAGUUUAGU